AUGUUGGAGAAUGUGCCAGAUAUCUUGGGCCUUGUUUCAGGCAUAUGUCCAAUAGUAUUUGAGAGGUGGCCUAGGAAUGUCCAGCUUUCUCUUACCAUCCUUCUUUUGGGUGUUGGAAUUGCAACAGUGACUGAUCUGCAGCUCAAUGCCCUUGGUUCAGUCUUAUCUAUGCUUGCGGUUGUCACAACCUGUGUUGCCCAGAUUGUAUCCUUGGCUGAAACCUUAACCAGUGGCUCUCAGAUGACCAAUACCAUCCAGAAAAAGUUCAAAGUUUCUUCAACCCAGCUCCUGUAUCAAUCUUGCCCCUACCAGGCAAUCACUCUGUUCAUCUCUGGACCAUUUGUAGAUGGGCUGUUGACGAAUCAGAAUGUCUUUGCUUUCAAAUAUACCCCUCAAGUGCUGGCAUUCAUUGUUCUAUCCUGCCUAAUUUCAGUCUCGGUGAACUUUAGUACCUUUUUGGUUAUUGGAAAAACAUCUCCAGUCACCUACCAAGUCCUAGGACAUUUGAAAACAUGCCUAGUUUUAGCCUUUGGAUACAUUCUCCUCCACGAUCCAUUUAGCUGGCGAAACAUUUUAGGGAUCCUGGUUGCUGUGGUUGGGAUGAUAAUUUAUUCUUAUUGUUGUGCUAUUGAGAGCCAGCAAAAAGCCAGUGAAGCAUUGCCACAGUUGUCCCAGGCAAAGGAAAGUGAAUCUGAUCCUCUCAUAAGUGUAGAAAAUGGAUCUAGCAUCCUAAAUGACGGUGUUACAAAAGCCCCUGCGUGGAAUUCGAACAAGGACUUGCUUGCAUAAAGCCUCCUCACUCGUUACCAGUUUGUUCAGCCUAGUUCAAAAUUCAUAUAAGAAACCAUUCGGGCAAUGAAGAUGUUGCUGCAGGGGUUUCCAUACGUCACAGAGCAUGGGUUUGAGCAUUUUUUAGAAAAUUGUAUAAGUUCUAUCCUAAUUAGUUAUCAAUGCAAAAUAAUACUCUUUUAGAUGUAGCGUUUUUUAUUAUACCUUUCUAAUAGUUAGGUAUGCCAACAAAAUGCAUAAUGCAAUGGGGUAUUGUUGUUCCCAUAUACUGAAAUUCUUAUGUUCUUCCCGAGAGAGGGAAAAAAGCGAUAUGCAGCCUUCAAAAUGAAAUCAUAUCAAUCUUAACUGAAAUGGUUGCUGGUAUCCGACAAGAGACUGCUGUGUUCCUACUUGAUUCUUGGUACCCUUGGAUUUUGCUGAAGCCGCUAAUAUGUGGUAAAGCUUUUGGAAGUGAAAAUAGGGUCUUUCUGUUAUUAGGCUUUGGCGAAUAUGGAUGGAACCUGGUAAUAUGAUGGGAUUUAUCAGUGUAUUAGGUUUUGUGAGCUCGUUUCUUGAGACUCUUCUAAGUUCAAUUGUGUUUCUAAGCUCUCCAAGCAUGCAGCUCAGUGUACCUUUUUAUGUGGAGGAAUGGAUAGAAGAGGGAGGUACAUAGCCAAUGGCACCUCCGGGUUUUUGACACCCAGCUGUUUAGUCAUUGUUUGGAUUGUAACUUCUCUCGUC
Ilex paraguariensis (yerba mate) is the source of this 1509-nucleotide messenger RNA. The record is from the annotation of a GenBank genome assembly. NCBI's taxonomy places the organism in Eukaryota, Viridiplantae, Streptophyta, Magnoliopsida, Aquifoliales, Aquifoliaceae.